UGGUGUGGGUGCAGCUCUUCGCAACAGGAACUCUGGAGAGCUUUCCUUCUCAGUGAGGGGCAGAUGGACUCCAACAUCUUACUUGUUCUUGGUGGAAAUGAGUUGCACCUUCCAGUCCUGGGUGAAAGACAGCUAUUUGAAAGAGCAGUAAGAGUCAUGCAGACGAGUCCUGAGAGGGUAAACCUCUGGAUCCAUUGGAAUAGGAAAAAUCAAGUCUGCCCAGCUCUGAGGAAGGCCCUCUUAGAGGCUUUGCCUUUUAUUAACAAACUCAGGUUCAGGAAUUCCUCCACAGACGCAGGUUCUGAGGAUCAGGAACAAGACGGUGGGACAGUGGAGAGGGAAGAAAAUAAGCUGUUACUAGAUUUAUGUCUGGAAGCAGCACUUGAUGAGACAAAAGACUUUCACAGAGCAGUUGAUAUGCUGCUGUCAUUGUUCUCUCUUAAAGCUGAGAGAUACAACAUCCUUAUCGAUUUCUACCAGCAUGUCAAGAGUCAAGAAAGUGCAAGUGGUGUUUCAGAGGAGAGGCUACAGAUGCUGCUGUGCCAGGCAGCUCCUGGAGGCUGGACAAUAGAUCUCUCAGAGGGAAGGUCCUCUCUCCUCUUGGAAGUGCUGAUUAUCCAACCAGAGAGGAAACUGAUAGAAUUAAGGAGAUGGUCAGGAGAAGAGAGUGAAGUGUGGACCUUCCUGGAGUGUCUGCCUUACAUCUCACAGCUCAGUUUCGUGCCUCAGUUGUCAAACUUCUCAGAACAAACCAGGUUCUUGGUGAAUCUGUUCUGUCAAGCAGCAGAGAGGGAACAGCAGAGAGAGAAGAUCCUGGAGCUGCUAUCAUCAGUGUGCAGUUAUGAAACAUUCCCUCUCAAAGACCAAGUGGACGAUGAUGAGGAGGAGGAUAUAGAAGACCAUAAUGCCUACCAGUGUGAUUUCCGGCUGGAGCUGUACUGCCAUGUGAAGGACUAUGAGACUCAAACUGGCAGCAGAGUCCUUCCAGCAUUACAGCCAGUUUUCCAGUCAGCUCCUGCAGUCUGGACCAUCGACCUGUCAAAGAGAAAGGCCUCUGUCCUCCUGGAAGUGCUGAAGCUCCAAUCAGGAAAGAAACCAGUUGAGCUGAGAGGCUGGUCAGAUGAAGAGAGUGAAGUGUGGAGUUUCCUGAAGUGUCUGCCUUACAUGUCAGAGCUCAGUUUCACUCGUCAGUGGUCAACACACUCUGGACAAGCCCAAAUCUGUGGGAAUCUGUUCUGUCGAGCAGCAGAGAGGGAACAGCAGACAGGAGAGAAGAUCCUGGAGCUGCUAUCAUCAGUGUGCAGUUAUGAAACAUUCCCUCUCAAAGAAUACGGGUUCAUACUACAUGCAAGUUUUAAUUUUAAGGAUAUUAAAUACCAGUGUGACUUCCUGCUGGAGCUGUACUCCCAUGUGAAGGACUAUGAGACUCCAACAGGCAGCAGAGUCCUUCAAGCAUUACAGCCAGUUUUCCAGUCAGCUCCUCCAGUCUGGACCAUCGACCUGUCAGAGAGAAAGGCCUCUGUCCUCCUGGAAGUGCUGAAGCUCCAAUCAGGAAAGAAACCAGUUGAGCUGAGAGGCUGGUCAGAUGAAGAGAGUGAAGUGUGGAGUUUCCUGAAGUGUCUGCCUUACAUGUCACAGCUCAGUUUUGCGAAGUGUGUGAACCGCUCAGAACAAACCAGGUUCUUGGUGAAUCUGUUCUGUCGAGCAGCAGAGAGGGAACAGCAGACAGGAGAGAAGAUCCUGCAGCUGCUAUCAUCAGUGUGCAGUUAUGAAACAUUCCGUUAUGGUUUUUACGAAAAAAACUACCAGUGUGAUUUCCUGCUGGACCUGUACUCCCAUGUGAAGGACUAUGAGACUCAAACAGGCAGGAGAGUCCUUCCAGCAUUCCAGCCAGUUUUCCAGUCAGCUCCUGCAGUCUGGACCAUCGACCUGUCAGAGAGAAAGGCCUCUGUCCUCCUGGAAGUGAUGAAGCUCCAAUCAGGAAAGAAACCAGUUGAGCUGAGAGGCUGGUCAGAUGAAGAGAGUGAAGUGUGGAGUUUCCUGAAGUGUCUGCCUUACAUGUCAGAGCUCAGUUUCAGUCCUGAGUGGCUAAGACACUCAGAACCAGCCCAAAUCUGUGGGAAUCUCUUCUAUCGAGCAGCAGAGAGGGAAAAGCAGACAGGAGAGAAGAUCCUGGAGUUGCUAUCAUCAGUGUGCAGUUAUAAAACAUUCCCUCUCAAAGACCUAGCAAAUUAUCACGGUGAGGAUAAUAAAUACCAGUGUGAGUUCCUGCUGAACCUGUACUCCCAUGUGAAGGACUAUGAGACUCAAACAGGCAGCAGAGUCCUUCCAGCAUUACAGCCAGUUUUCCAGUCAGCUCCUGCAGUCUGGACCAUCAACCUGUCAGAGAGAAAGGCCUCUGUCCUCCUGGAAGUGAUGAAGCUCCAAUCAGGAAAGAAACCAGUUGAGCUGACAGGCUGGUCCGAUGAAGAGAGUGAAGUGUGGAGUUUCCUGAAGUGUCUGCCUUACAUGUCACAGCUCAGUUUCACUCGUCAUUGGCCAGAACUGUCAGAACAAACCAGGUUCUUGGUGAAUCUCUUCUGUCGAGCAGCAGAGAGGGAACAGCAGACAGGAGUGAAGAUCCUGGAGCUGCUAUCAUCAGUGUGCAGUUACCAAACAUUCCCUCUCAAAGACCUAGCAGAUUAUUAUGGUGAGGAUAAUAAAUACCAGUGUGAUUUCCUGCUGGACCUGUGCUCCCAUGUGAAGGACUAUGAGACUCAAACAGGCAGCAGAGUCCUUCCAGCAUUCCAGCCAGUUUUCCAGUCAGCUCCUGCAGUCUGGACCAUCGACCUGUCAGAGAGAAAGACCUCUGUCCUCCUGGAAGUGAUGAAGCUCCAAUCAGGAAAGAAACCAGUUGAGCUGAGAGGCUGGUCAGAUGAAGAGAGUGAAGUGUGGAGUUUCCUGAAGUGUCUGCCUUACAUGUCACAGCUCAGUUUCACUCGUCAGUGGUCAGCAAACUCUGGACAAGCACAAAUCUGUGGGAAUCUGUUCUGUCGAGCAGCAGAGAGGGAACAGCAGACAGGAGAGAAGAUCCUGGAGCUGCUAUCAUCAGUGUGCAGUUACGAAACAUUCCCUCUUAACGUCCUAGCAGGUGAUGAUUUUUACAAAAAUGACUACCAGUGUUAUUUCCUGCUGGACCUGUACUCCCAUGUGAAGGACUAUGAGACUCAAACAGGCAGCAGAGUCCUUCCAGCAUUACAGCCAGUUUUCCAGUCAGCUCCUGUGUUCUGGAUCAUGUACCUGUCAGAGAGAAAGGCCUCUGUCCUCCUGGAAGUGAUGAAGCUCCAAUCAGGAAAGAAACCAGUUGAGCUGACAGGCUGGUCAGAUGAAGAGAGUGAAGUGUGGAGUUUCCUGAAGUGUCUGCCUUACAUGUCACAGCUCAGUUUCAGUCCUCUGUGGUCAACACACUCAGAACAAGCCCAAAUCUGUGGGAAUCUCUUCUGUCGAGCAGCAGAGAGGGAACAGCAGACAGGAGAGAAGAUCCUGGAGCUGCUAUCAUCAGUGUGCAGAUAUGAAACAUUCCCUCUCAAAGACCGAGGAGAUUAUUAUGAUGAGGAUAAUAAAUAUCAGUGUUAUUUCCUGCUGAACCUGUACUCCCAUGUGAAGGACUAUGAGACUCAAACAGGCAGCAGAGUCCUUCCAGCAUUCCAGCCAGUUUUCCAGUCAGCUCCUCCAGUCUGGACCAUCGACCUGUCAGAGAGAAAGGCCUCUGUCCUCCUGGAAGUGAUGAAGCUCCAAUCAGGAAAGAAACCAGUUGAGCUGAGAGGCUGGUCAGAUGAAGAGAGUGAAGUGUGGAGUUUCCUGAAGUGUCUGCCUUACAUGUCACAGCUCAGUUUCACUCGUCACUCGUCAACACACUCAGGACCAGCUGAAAUCUGUGGGAAUCUCUUCUGUCGAGCAGCAGAGAGGGAACAGCAGACAGGAGAGAAGAUCCUGGAGCUGCUAUCAUCAGUGUGCAGAUAUGAAACAUUCCCUUAUCGUUUUAACAAAAAUAAAUACCAGUGUGAUUUCCUGCUGCAGCUGUACUCCCAUGUGAAGGACUAUGAGACUCAAACAGGCAGCAGAGUCCUUCCAGCAUUACAGCCAGUUUUCCAGUCAGCUCCUCCAGUCUGGACCAUCGACCUGUCAGAGAGAAAGGCCUCUGUCCUCCUGGAAGUGAUGAAGCUCCAAUCAGGAAAGAAACCAGUUGAGCUGACAGGCUGGUCAUAUGAAGAGAGUGAAGUGUGGAGUUUCCUGAAGUGUCUGCCUUACAUGUCACAGCUCAGGUGUGAUCUGGAGUUCUUCCACUUUGUGUGUACGUCUGUCUCUGUGAGAUCAACAGAGGUGGCCCAGCUGGCCUCUCUCCUGAGGCUCAUGGGUUUCACUCUGGUGCUAACAGGAGAGUUACCCAGGAAAACCUGCCGGUCUGUGGGUCGAGUUCUGGGACUCUGUGGCUCCAGUGUGGAUCUCAUCCUCACACCCAGCAAGAUCUCUCUGAAAGGAGCCUCCCUCAUCUUUAGACAUACAGCACAAUUACACAGUCUUAGACUGUCUGAAAGCACGGCAUUGUUACUGUGUCGACUGGCAAGCACACAAAAAGUGGCCAAUCCAGUAUGCAUUGAGGAGCUUUCUCUUGUCCUCAAAACGUCAUCACAGCGAGUAUUGAUGAGAGCUGUCAGUAGUGUGGCGUCCCUCCUGAGAUACUGGGCAGUCAAAUGUUUGGACCUGACCGAAGUUUGUAUUCCUGCUCACAAUCUCAUGACACUGCUGCUUCACCGUGAUCCUCUAACAAUCAAACUGAGUGUGCAGUGUGUUCAGCAGCUGACUGUACUCAUACAUGAGAUCCAGGACAAAGACUUGACUCAGUCUUUCUUGAGUAAAGUGGGUGGAGACCUGACCUCCUGCUCUCUAGACUGGGAAUUACUUCACUAUUUGCUACAGCACUCAUCAACUCAGAGCAUCACUGUGGACAUGAGGAAGAGCAAGAUCUCAGAGAAGAGCAUCAUAAAUCUUCUUCCCUUUCUGGACAGGAUUGUGUUUAAAAGGCCCAGCCCCAGCUUUGUGUUGUCUGCCAUCAGGGAGAGCUACAGAACUCAUGCCAGGCACUGUAUACCCAGUUUACUGAAGUCAUUAGCCCAUGUCAUCAGCCUGACCUGCAGAGAACUGGACACAGUGGACUGUGCUGCUCUGCUCUUCAUCCUCAAACACAGCGAUGGAGUCAAACUCAACCUGCUGUGGACCUCCAUCCCACAAGGAGAAAUACAGGCCCUCCUGCUCACACUGGAGAACAUCUCUCAUCUCAGUGUUGACAGGAAUCUGCUGCUGAGGUUGCUGCAGGGUUGCACUGCCUCUGGGGUCCAACAGGGGGCAGCAGCAGCAGGUCUGCUGAGGACCCUGCAGCACAGGCUGGAUCUGUCCUGCUCCUCCCGUGAUGAGCUGUCAGUGCAGGAGCACAGGGAGACUCUGUGUCUGGGAGCUGGAGACUGCAGGGCAAUCUCCACUGUCCUGAGCUACAGCAGCCAGGAGACACUGCUCAGCCUACAAGACUGUGAGGUGGAGGACAGUGGACUGGAGCUGCUGUUUCCUGUCCUCAACAAAGUCCACCUGAGCACUAGCAAAGCCGUCCUCGUCCAGAUGGUGUCCCAGGUGCCGGUGGGCAGUGAAAGGGACACAGCAAUACGAGCACAGUCCCUGUGUCGAGCCCUGGGUGGAGAGCUGGACCUCAGUGAGACCACAUUGGAUCAGAGGGCGUGUGACGCUCUGGUCUGGAUACUGGACUUUUCUGAGGGGCUGACAAAACUUAACCUCAGUCACUGUCAACUCACAGACCAGCUCCUGCACACACUGAUCCCACAUUUGCACAAAGUACAAGACCUGGAUGUGAGUCACAAUAAGAUCACUGAUGCUCUGACUGACAGAUUACUCCAGCUGGUCUCCAUCAACACCUCCAUCACUGUGCGAGUCUUCAGCAAUAAUAUCAUGGACAGAACCCCCUUUCUGAAUGACAAACGAAAUGAAAUGUGGUGAACCGACAGAGGGAAGUGGACAAAUGUUUCAAAAUGCUCAAACACGGUGUUAUUGUGGAGCGUAUGAACUUUAUAUUUUAAUGUAACCUCAUGACAGCCAUCAUCCUCAUCAGUGUCAUGGUUACAUGACACAAUAAUGUUUUGUGGCUGGCAACACAGUCCAGUGUAACUGUGACCAUUUUACACUUUUUUCGUGUCAGAAUUUA
Messenger RNA from Myripristis murdjan (pinecone soldierfish), 6250 nucleotides. RefSeq lists its product as uncharacterized. NCBI's taxonomy places the organism in Eukaryota, Metazoa, Chordata, Actinopteri, Holocentriformes, Holocentridae. Gene Ontology annotation, molecular function: protein binding. The transcript is spliced from 19 exons. Bases 64 to 6045 code for a protein of 1993 amino acids. The record is from RefSeq and is a predicted model, not a curated record.